GUGCAUCUCCUGCCGUCAAUGGGGACCCGGCAUGUUCUCCCAAACUCCGUCCCACCCCAAAUUUGAAAAACCGUAAGAAAACCAACGGCGUUAGGACAUCUCCCUAUAAAUAGAGCCUGGGGUCUGGGAUUUGCAUAGCCUCGUUCCCACAAGCCCAGUCGCCAGAGUGUGUGACCUCUGGUGGGAAGAGAAAGGGAGUUUGAUCGAAGAAUGGAGAGAGAGAUGGGCAUGGAGACCGUGGCGAAGGAGAAGGGGAAGAAGAGACCGAGCUUUAGGAGGAUCUGCGUCUACUGUGGGAGCAAAGAGGGGAAGAAAGCGAGCUACCGGGAGGCCGCUAUCGAGCUCGGAAAGGAAAUGGCAGAGAGGGGCAUAGACUUGGUGUAUGGAGGAGGGAGCAUCGGAUUGAUGGGCCUGGUUUCGCAUGCAGUCCGUGAUGGAGGGCGCCAUGUCCUAGGAAUUAUUCCAAAGACACUGACACCAAGGGAG
Molecule: messenger RNA, 486 nt
Organism: Elaeis guineensis (African oil palm)
Lineage: Eukaryota; Viridiplantae; Streptophyta; Magnoliopsida; Arecales; Arecaceae
Source: RefSeq, a predicted model, not a curated record